This is a messenger RNA of Eublepharis macularius, 2109 nucleotides long. RefSeq names its product putative protein-lysine deacylase ABHD14B. Lineage: Eukaryota; Metazoa; Chordata; Lepidosauria; Squamata; Eublepharidae. The transcript is spliced from 4 exons. Gene Ontology annotation, cellular component: cytoplasm. Bases 144 to 776 code for a protein of 210 amino acids. The record is from RefSeq and is a predicted model, not a curated record.
UCAUUUAUUUUUAUUGUCCUUUCUCUCUUAACGUUUCCUUCAGAUCCUUUGGACCCCGGAAGCUCCAAGAAACUGCAAAUCGUCCAGUGUUCGUUUUGCGAUCUCUCUCCAUCAGAUUUCCUGGAAAACACAGUCCUCAAGCAAUGGCUGCCACACAACUAACUGAGAGUACCAUAACAGUGGGUGGACAGACUCUGUUCUACCGACAAGCCAAGCCAGUUCAGCAGGCCCCUCGUCUCUCUGUCUUGCUGCUGCAUGGCAUUCGUUUUUCAUCAGAGACUUGGCUCAACCUGCACACUUUGUCAAAACUGGCUGAAGCUGGAUACCGUGCUGUAGCUAUUGACCUACCAGGACUGGGUAAUUCCAAAGAGGCAACUGCUCCAGCUCCUGUUGGAGAGCCAGCACCCAGCAGUUUCUUGAAGUCUGUAUUUGAAGGCCUUCUGUUAGACCAAGCUGUGGUCAUCAGCCCAUCUCUCAGCGGGAUGUAUUCACUUCCAUUCCUCUUCCAGCACAAUGAGCUGCUCAAGGCCUAUAUCCCGGUGGCACCCAUCUGCACAGAAAAGUUCCCAGCCACACAGUACGCUGCUGUCAAAACACCAACACUCAUCGUAUAUGGAGACCAGGAUGUCCAGCUGGGGGAAGUCAGCCUGAACAACUUGAAGAACUUGCCCAAUCACACAGUGAUGCGGAUGGAAGGGGCAGGCCAUGCUUGUUACCUUGACAAGCCAGAAGAGUGGCACUUUGGUCUGCUAAACUUCCUGAAGAGCUUAGAGUGAAGAAUAAACUAGUUCUGCAUCCUCUGGGCCAUCACCAGUCACUUCCAUGUCUGUCUCUUUGGUACAUCUUUCCAGAUGAUUGGAAUCUCUCUCUCUCCCCCCUUCCCUCUCCAAUUUGGUCAGCAGCCUUUCUAGACUAUUCAAUAAUCCCAGAACUAAGCAGCUGAGAAAUGCAUGAUGUUACAUCCAAAAUGUGCCUGUUGCUUAACUUCAUAGGCUGAUGGAGUGUAGUGUUGUCUCUCUUGUCCAUGAGAUGCUUUAGGUCACAUGUUUUCAUAUUAACAUGCUAGGAUUUGUUCCCUACGUCCAUUAGGACCAGUGCUGUGAUUUUGCUAGCCAUGCAAUCAACCUCUUCCUUGUUCCCACCUUUCACCCAUGAUUGUGGCUUGUUUCUCUCUUUUUAAUUUACUUUUAUAAUAGACAAGAUUGGUGAGAUGAAGACAGACCAGGGUAUAUUUCCCCAACUGAACAGGCUUCCAGAGCAAGUCACCCUGGCCUUUGCCUCUCAUCUCCUGACCCACUUUUCCCUCAAUGACAGAAGCUUCAGCAGUAUCCCUACUGUAUUCUUCGUAUGCACCUCUGUGUCAGAACCUUCUUGCUGUGAGGCAGUAAAACUGUGUAAGUCUGAAACUAAGAGCCAGCAGGGGCUGCCCAGUGUUUUGGAUUGUGAUGAACAACCAUCAGUGAAGCUCAUGCUGACUUCACCCUCACUGACUUUAGAGAGCAUAGUUUUGUGUGACAGAAUUCUUAACAUCUCCUAGAUUGUCCCUUCCUGAGUUACUCAACAGUGCAUAUAAGUUCAGGGACAGAUUCUCCUUCUGCGGCCUGGGCCGUCCAAGACUUGUGACCGAUUUCUCUGUGAUACUCUUGGAUUUCAUGGUUACUGUGAUCAUUGUCUUGCAUGGUGUAAAUUAGACAGUUGUCUAAUUGACACUUAGAUGUGUAAUGACUGGUUAAUGGGACACAUCUGAGUACUGUUUGACUGCAUUGCAAAAAUAGAGAAAAGAGCAGACGAAACCCUCUGUAGUCCUGCCAAAGAAAGGGAAAGGUCAGGGCACUCUGGAGGAGAAGCGUUGCUAAUCCACUUCAAAACAGAAAGGAGACUGUUCCUUUGCUGCUUCAUACUCAAACCCUUCUUGGACAGAAUCAAAGGGUCUGUUGGGUUAAUACAGGGAGACUUAUAAAAAUAAAUCUGGAGAAGAAAAUGAAUUAAAUCAGCGGUACAGGAUAGUAGGUUAUAUAUAUGGCAGAGAAUCCAGGUUAGUUCCUGCUGAAUAAUUUAUUCUUCAUCAAAAUAUUUUGUGAUCAAAUAAAACCCGAUUUUUUCUCUUUU